Messenger RNA from Aspergillus calidoustus, 1055 nucleotides. NCBI's taxonomy places the organism in Eukaryota, Fungi, Ascomycota, Eurotiomycetes, Eurotiales, Aspergillaceae. The record is from the annotation of a GenBank genome assembly.
GCUCGACAGAGCACAGGGGGGAAUUCCCAUUGAAACUUCUCAACCCUCAACACUCACAAUGGCUCUCUGGACUCGACAAACAGCAGACGGUAGCACCGACUACCAAAAUGCCGUCUGGGCAUACUAUCGUUACUACCCAUCCGAGGCUGCAGCCAUCCUCUUCACCAUCCUUUUCGCCAUCACCACCUUUGUCCACCUCUACCAGCUCUUCCGCCAUCGGACCUGGUUCUUUAUCCCAUUCGUCAUUGGAGGGUUCUUCGAAUGGGUCGGGUACAUUGGCCGGAUCUUGUCCAGCCACGAAAGUCCCAACUGGUCAAUGGGGCCCUACAUCCAACAAACCCUGCUCCUCCUCCUAGCUCCGGCGCUCUUCGCGGCCUCUAUAUACAUGAUGCUCGGACGGAUCGUGGUCCUCCUAGAUGCCGAGCACCUGUGCAUCUUCAAGAAGAAGUGGCUCACCAAGUUCUUUGUCGCUGGCGACAUACUGUCGUUUACUGUCCAGGCUGCCGGCGGCGGCAUCAUGGCCAGCGGGACCCUCUCAGCCGUGCACACCGGCGAAAACGUCGUGAUAGCCGGCCUCGUCAUCCAGAUUCUCUUCUUCGGCUUCUUCAUCAUCACCUGCGCGAUCUUCAACCGGCGCGCGGACAAGACUCCCACGCCGCGGGCGCUGGAACUAGCGAGCCUCUGGCGCAAACAUAUCCGCGUCCUCUACGCUGCAAAUAUCCUCAUCAUGAUCCGGUCUGUCUUCCGGCUGAUCGAGUAUGCCAUGGGGAAUGAUGGCUACCUGCUGCGCCGCGAGGCGUUUCUCUACGUGUUUGAUGGACUCCUCAUGCUGGUGGCGAUGGUCUUGUUUAAUGUUGUGCAUCCCAGCGGGGCGAUACAGCGUGAGAGGAAGGAUAUGGAGAUGAGUCCCAGUGUUUAGUAUUUUUUUUUUUGAUUCUGGCGCUGUUUGGUUGGACCCGGGGCUAUUGUUACUUGGUAUAUUUUGUGCUGUUUUCUUUCUUUCUUUCGUCUUUUUUGCCUUUAGCAGAUAUAGAAACAGUGAGCUUGGAUAGACC